CUCCCAUCUGCGCCCACAGCGGAGAUAACUUUGGCUAUCCAGGCUAAGAUUCGAAGGAUGCUCUCUAUCUAUGACUCCCCGGGCACACUUUUCAUCAUUGUGUAUGAAGGCCAUUCAAAUGCGUACUACGACAUACCCAAUGCCUGUGUCAGUAUUAUGGGCUCAAUGAGGGAACCUACGGUUUCUCUACCUUGGGGUUUCGUGGAGACCGCGCUGACCUUUACUGAUGGAGAUGUCGUCUGUAUAAUGGACUCGGCGUUUCCAUCUAGGGCGGCAAUGAACUGUGAAGAUAUUGAAUACCUCACGGUCUCGCCAUUCAGACGACUCAUUGACUUACUGAAUCAAGUAGAUACCGAAACCACCAUAUCACAAAUACACGCAAAGCUUGCCGUGCAUGAAAACCGUCCAGGCAGUCAACUGGGACUUAUGUCUGUACAUUUCCCCGCCAAGAACAAGCCAUCCAUCACCCUUCACCCUAUGGGAGCGCUCCCAAGGCAGCUCAGAGGUCUCCGAAAAGCAGGUGAUUUGUCAGAUGUCAAGGUUUUGAUUACUCAAUGCAUCCAGUACUUGUCAGCAUCGAUUGCCGGGGCUGUGGCAGAUAUCCAGAUUGAAGGUAUCUUCAGGUUCAAUCCGGACUCGUCCUUGUUGCUGCUUACAAUGCCAACUGCGGUUUGGAGCAUGCUUCGUCAUAAUCACUCCUUUGACUUCGCGGCGGUGUCAUCCAGUCACAUAAUCUACUUUGUCACCGGUCGACUACUAUGGCUCUUGCCAGCGGGAAUGCUGACUUGUCCUGCAGGGGCGAAGACUGAUAUUUAUUGCUUAUUUUAUUUAUAA
Messenger RNA from Aspergillus piperis CBS 112811, 834 nucleotides. RefSeq lists its product as uncharacterized. The record is from RefSeq and is a predicted model, not a curated record. Bases 58 to 834 code for a protein of 258 amino acids. The transcript has 4 exons. NCBI's taxonomy places the organism in Eukaryota, Fungi, Ascomycota, Eurotiomycetes, Eurotiales, Aspergillaceae.